AUGGCAUCAAAUCGUUCAAAUGGAGAUGGUAAUCAAACUUCGCAAACGUUUAAAAUUUUAAUUAUUGGUGAUUCUGGAGUGGGUAAAAGUUCUCUGAUGGUGAGAUUUGUUGAUGAUAUAUUUACAACAUCGUAUAUCACAACAAUAGGAGUAGAUUUUAAAAUGAGUACAAUUAAUAUUGACGGCCAACAGUGUAAAAUACAAAUUUGGGAUACGGCCGGACAAGAACGCUUUCGAGUAAUAACGAGUACUUAUUAUAGAGGAGCAGAUGGCGUGAUUAUUGUUUACGACGUCACAAAUGGUGAAACAUUUGCAAAUUUAAAAGAUUGGAUUACAGAAAUGGAACGUCAUUGUGAUGCCAAUGUUCCUAAAAUUCUUGUUGGUAACAAAGAUGAUUCGGAUUCUGAAAUGACUAAAGUUGUUUUGACAUCGGAUGCCACUCAAUAUGCUCAACAAAAAAAUUUACCGUUUUUUGAAACGAGUGCACGAGAUAAUAAAAAUGUUGAAAAUAUAUUUCAUGAAAUAACAAAAUUAGCUUUAAGACGUCGUUUAAUAGCUCAAAAAGAUCAUUCAUCAUCAUCAACAACGAAUCAAAAACGAACAAUUUUAACAAUGGGUGGUAUAAAAGAUAAUAAAAAAUGUUGUUCAUGA
Didymodactylos carnosus is the source of this 651-nucleotide messenger RNA. NCBI's taxonomy places the organism in Eukaryota, Metazoa, Rotifera, Eurotatoria, Philodinida, Philodinidae. The record is from the annotation of a GenBank genome assembly.